Molecule: messenger RNA, 961 nt
Organism: Echinops telfairi (small Madagascar hedgehog)
Lineage: Eukaryota; Metazoa; Chordata; Mammalia; Afrosoricida; Tenrecidae
Gene: GNA15
Product: G protein subunit alpha 15
Exons: 6
Coding region: 1-924 (307 amino acids)
Biological process (GO): adenylate cyclase-modulating G protein-coupled receptor signaling pathway; action potential; phospholipase C-activating dopamine receptor signaling pathway
Cellular component (GO): heterotrimeric G-protein complex
Molecular function (GO): GTPase activity; G-protein beta/gamma-subunit complex binding; G protein-coupled receptor binding
Source: RefSeq, a predicted model, not a curated record
AUGGCCCGGGCGCUGAGUUGGCACUGCUGCCCAUGGUGCCUGACCGAGGACGAGAAGACCGCAGCCCGCAUCGACCAGGAGAUCAAUAAGAUCCUUCUGGACCAGAAGAGGCGAGACCGGGGGGAGCUAAAGCUGCUGCUGCUGGGCCCCGGCGAGAGCGGGAAGAGCACGUUCAUCAAGCAGAUGCGGAUCAUCCACGGGGCCGGCUACUCGGAGGAGGAGCGCCGGGGCUUCCGGCCCCUGGUCUACCAGAACGUCUUGGUCUCCAUGCAGGCCCUGGUGGAGGCCAUGGACCGGUUGCAGAUCCCCUUCGGCAGGCCCGAGAGCAAGCACCACGCGAGCCUGAUCAUGAAGCAGGACCCGUACAAAGUGACCACGUUUGAGAAGUGCCUGGCUCUGGCCGUGCAGUGGCUGUGGAGGGACCCCGGAGUCCAUGCCUGCUACGAGCGAAGGCACGAGUUCCACCUGCUUGACUCAGCCAUGUACUACCUGACCCACCUGGAACGCAUUGCUGACGAGGGCUACGUGCCCACGGCCCAAGACGUGCUCCGGAGCCGCAUGCCCACCACCGGCAUCAACGAGUACUGCUUCUCUGUGCAGAAAACCAACCUGAGGAUCGUGGACGUGGGGGGCCAGAAGUCGGAGCGCAAGAAGUGGAUCCACUGCUUUGAGAACGUGAUCGCGCUCAUCUACCUGGCCUCGCUGAGCGAGUACGACCAGUGCCUGGAGGAGAACAACCGGGAGAACCGCAUGAAGGAGAGCCUGGCCUUGUUCGGCACCAUCCUGGAGCUGCCCUGGUUCAAAAGCACGUCGGUCAUCCUUUUCCUCAACAAGACGGACAUCCUGGAGGAGAAGAUCCCCAACUCCCAUCUGGCCACCUACUUCCCCAGUUUCCAGGGUGAGUGGUUCCGGGCCUUUCUAUGAGCAACACGUCCCAAAAGCAACCCCCUGAGAGCAUGAC